AUGAAAUAUAUCGAUCUGAGUAGAAAUCAGUUGUCGGGUGAAUUGUCACCAAACUGGGGAGCAUGCACCCAGCUUUCGUACUUCAGAUUAUCGGAUAACAUGAUAUCAGGUAAAAUCCCACCAGUUCUCGCAAAGUUGAAAUCUCUGGAAGAUAUUAGCCUCUCAUCAAAUAAACUGUCAGGUCAGAUUCCAGUGGAUAUGUUCAACUCAGAUUCAGUUAUAUUCAAUCUAAACUUGAGCAGAAAUCAAUUCUCAGAUAAGAUACCUGUAGAGGUUGGAAAAUUAGCACGUCUGCAAAAUUUGGAUUUGUCCUUAAACAACUUCAGCGGGCCUAUACCAGGGGAGAUUGGGGACUGCCAUGACAUAAUAUCCUUGAAACUCAAUGACAACAAGUUAAACGGACCAAUUCCAUACCAGGUUGGGAAUCUGGGGGCUUUGCAGUCAAAUCUUGAUCUUAGUCAAAAUGAACUCGAUGGAGAGAUAUCACCACAGCUUGGGAAUUUAAGAAACUUGGAGACCUUGAACCUCUCUAACAACAAGCUAUCUGGUUCAAUACCCUCUUCUCUACAGGGUAUGCUAAGUCUUACAUCUAUUGAUCUUUCAAAUAACAAACUUGAGGGUCCAGUUCCAGAUGUGAAUGCAUUCGAAAAAGAUCCAGUCAAAGCCUUAGGAGGUAAUCAAGGUCUGUGCAGUAAUGAGUUGAAGGGUUUGAACCCUUGUAGUGGUACACCUUCAUCCAAUAAUCGCAGCAAAAGCAAUAAAUGGAAGUUGACCAUUGCGGUAGUUGUUCCAGUUGCUGUAUCGCUGAUUCUUCUUCUGAUUCUGUUUGCAAUUUUCUGCUGCUACCGUAACCACAAAGAAGACUCGGAUGAGGAAAACCUAGAUUCAGGCGGCGACGGUUCAUUUUCAGUAUGUAACUACAAUGGAAAGGUAGUUUUCAAGGAUAUUGUAAAGGCUACAGAGAAGUUUGAUGAGAAAUACUGCAUAGGAAAAGGUGGACAAGGAAGCGUAUACAAAGCAACACUUCAAAAUGACAUAACUUUUGCUGUAAAACGCCUCCAUGAUACUUCAUCAUCCAGUGAACAUGCAUCUUCAGAGGUGACGCGCUACAAGAGUUUUAAGUCCGAAGUACAUGCACUGAUAAACAUACGGCAUCAAAAUAUUGUGAAAAUUUACGGUUUCUCUUCGAGGAAGGACGAUAUGUUCUUGGUAUAUGAAUAUGUGGAGAGGGGUAGCUUGUCGAAUGUGUUGUAUAAUGAGAACGAGGCAAAGAAUUUGGACUGGUCAACGAGGUUAAAGAUUAUCAAAGGUGUGGCACAGGCCUUGUCUUACUUGCACCACGACUGUACCCCGCCAAUUGUGCACCGAGACAUAACCGCAAAUAAUAUUUUACUAAACUCGGACUAUGAAGCAAAGGUCUCGGAUUUUGGGACGGCAAGGCUGCUACAACCAGAUGAGUCUAACUGGACAGUACCAGUCGGCUCCUAUGGAUACAUGGCUCCAGAGCUUGCAUCUACAAUGAAGGUGACAGAGAAAUGUGACGUGUACAGUUUUGGAGUUGUUGCAAUAGAACUCUUAUUCGGGAAGCACCCUGGGGAAUUCCUUUUGCACCUACAAUCUGAAGGACCUGACCUGCUUCUAGUGGAUGCAUUAGACAAGCGCCUAUCUCUCCCAGCUGGAGUAGUUGCAGAUGAAUUGGUGCUAAUAGUAGCCUUCGCUUUGGCAUGUACACGUAUAUCACCAAUUUCUAGACCGACCAUGCAUUUUGUAGGUUUAGAGCUGACAAGAAAUACAGUUCUUCCUGUCCAUGAGAACUUUCACUUGCUCACAUUGCAGAAAUUGAUGAAGAUUUUGUAAAUAAUUGAACUAUAAUGGUUAGUAAAUAAUGUAUCAAUUCGGGUGGAAUUUACUUUCAUUAAUUUCAAUUUUAUCAACCCAACCCUCCUAGACAUUGUUAAUUGGAUUCACUUCACUAACAUUCUACUACAAAUAGCAAAAAGAGGGAUUGUAAAGUGUUACAGCAUACAUAAAUAGCAGAAGAUACUUACUAAGUUACCAAUGAAGGAAAAAUUCUCCUGGCCCUUUCAUCAAACACUUGUGAAGCACUCCACUAAUGAUCGCUAUAAUCUAGGUUUCUGAAAAAACUAUUAGGGUUGGUGAUCAAAGCAAUUCCCAGAAUCAGGUGAAGAGGACUUUCCAAUAAAAGGAACUGAAUUUUUAAUGAAGUCCUCUUCUUCUGAUUUGGGAAUUGCUUUAUCGCCAGUGAGAGGAGUGAAAAUUUCUUCAAACUAUGAUUCAGCUUUAAAUGGCUACAGAUCGGAAUGCAAAACCCUGACGCACAGCGCACACUUUUAUAACACCGCUGAAUUGGGGGCCCUAGAAAAUAAUUGGGGACCCCUAACGACUAUGAUUUCCGAUAUCUAACCUUCUCGGAAUCGAGACUGAAGCAGCUCACCAGAUAAAAAUCAAGAGAGUUAGAGAUGAAAGGCAUCACUGAAACUCCGAGAAGAUCAAAAUCAGCAAAUUCUGAACCAACCACAAAACCAAACUGAAAAUAAUCCAAAACCUCACUAUCAAAAUCCACUUUGAGAGCAAAAAUUCCAGUUAGUGUAUAAGGGUUUCCAUUUCUAUCGAUAAUCACAGCAGGAAAUCCAUCAGAUUUUCAUUUGGUAUUCGUACUAAUUCAAUCAAGGAUGGGAGUGAGGUUGCAGUGGAGCGAUUUGAGGAGAAGGGUGAAGUGAAUUCUCAGAAGAAGAUUAAUUAGGAUGGGAAUGUGGUUGUUGGUAAUGAAAGAAUUAGAAGUUGGCAAGAACAAUUUGUUGCUGAGGUUGAUAAUGGGGACUAAAUGGUACAGAGUAUGAGUGUUUAAAGGUGUAGGAAAUAUGGGUUUGUUUUGAAUUUGUGAGUAAUUAUAGACAAGGAGAUGAGGCAGGGGUUAGAAGAACACACUCAAUUCAUCUUUGCAUACGGCAAGUCGUGCACUCAACAUGGUUGAGGAAAUGUCUGGGUGCUAGUUGAAGUUGUUAUUACUGUGAAUAAGGGAUUAAAAGUGGAUGUAAUGUAAUGAUCUUGCUUCAAGCUUUUGUAGGGGUAUAUGAAUUGCAGUGGAGGAACUGGUGAUUGAUAUUUGCUAGAAAUGGGGAAGAUGCAAGCGCAAUUGUUUUGAUCAAUAAAAGAUGCAAGCGCAAUGGCUAUGAAUUCAUAGUAAUUCAAAUAGUCUGGUCACUUCUUCCUGCCUUUUCUUUUGUAAGUUUUGAUCAAUUAAUAGUCAUUCUACCACAUUUCUCUUGCCCAAUUUUGGAUUUGAUUAAAUGGUGGGUGUACGGCUAAUCUGCAGAUGUGACCGAAGACGAGAAUUGGUUGGUCUAGACAUAGAUGUUGGGUAGGAAGUGCUGAUGACAGUGGUCUCUCUACUAUCAGUUUGGUGUUGGUUGUGGCCAUCAGAAGCUUAGCCGUUAAUGCAUGGAGAUGAAAGCAAGCUUUGCUCCUAACUGUUAGUAGUCAAGAAGUGAAAUUGCAGGUGUUGGCUCGAGCGUGAAAUACAAGGAAAAGAAGAUAUGGGCAGUAUGAAUCUUAUUGUGUAAUCUUCGCAUUUGGCAAUGGCAGUUAGAGUUGCGAUAAGGAGAUAACGAUAUGUUUGUUAGCCGAUUGAGAAGUUCAGGGAGUUGAAAUCAGUGGAGGAAGGUGAUUAACUGGUCGAGGAGCAGAAAGUAUUGUUGGGCAAUAUAUGGACAAAAUGGAAAGUGAAGUUGGUCCUGCUGUUGGCUGGUUUGAUUUUGCUGCGAGAAGGUACUUGGUUGAUGUUGAGAAGAAUCAGGUCUUGCCGUAACUGAUUGAAUUGCAGUGGUGAUGUAUGUGUGGCUGAGAUGGAGAAUGACUUGGCAGCAAACAUUUACUUUAGAUGUUGGUUCUGUUUGGAGGAGGGAUUGUCUACAGAUUGAAUUGUGAGAAGAGACAUGGGGUUCCUGUGUAUGUGAUAUUUGGGUCUCAUGGUGUUUGAAACUGGUUGUUGAUGCUAUUUGGUGUGAACAUGGAAUAUUGGUUAUUUGGUUGAGAUGUAACAACUGGUGGAGAUGGUUCUCAAAGGUACGGUAACGAGAAAUGGUGGUGUGAUCUGAGUGGAGAAGAGAACGAUGAUAUUUGGGAAAUUGGUACAAGGUUGUACUCAUGGGAGUCUCAGUUACAAGCUGAGAAGUUAUGUACAAGGUUCACUUAAACGAUGAUAAUAAAGAGUAGAAGAUAGGUCGCAUUGCACUGUAGGGAGAUAUGGUUAAGAGUAUUGAUGUGAUGAAUAAUUGCUGGGUGUUGCUACUAGUUAUUUGUUUGAUGAAUUACAUGCCAUCAUGGUGCUACACA
Papaver somniferum (opium poppy) is the source of this 4356-nucleotide messenger RNA. Its product is annotated as probable leucine-rich repeat receptor-like protein kinase At1g35710. The record is from RefSeq and is a predicted model, not a curated record. Gene Ontology annotation, molecular function: protein kinase activity; protein binding; ATP binding. Bases 1 to 1857 code for a protein of 618 amino acids. Gene Ontology annotation, biological process: protein phosphorylation. The transcript has 2 exons. Lineage: Eukaryota; Viridiplantae; Streptophyta; Magnoliopsida; Ranunculales; Papaveraceae.